This is a messenger RNA of Spea bombifrons (plains spadefoot toad), 971 nucleotides long. Its product is annotated as transcription factor Adf-1-like. Gene Ontology annotation, cellular component: transcription regulator complex; nucleus. The transcript has 4 exons. The record is from RefSeq and is a predicted model, not a curated record. Lineage: Eukaryota; Metazoa; Chordata; Amphibia; Anura; Pelobatidae. Gene Ontology annotation, biological process: regulation of transcription by RNA polymerase II. Bases 93 to 971 code for a protein of 292 amino acids.
GAAAGAGGAGGAGCUGCCAUUUUCCCGGUAUUGUGGAAAAACUUUUAUCUGCUUGUAUACUGUGUGCUGUCUCUGUGUAAUUUAUUAGGAGCAUGGCACCCAGAAUUGUCUUUGAUGUGUCCAAGCUUAUUCGACUAGUAGAAGCACGUCCUUUAUUAUGGGACCAAUCUCUGGAGGCAAAUAAGGACCUUAUGGCGAAGGAGGAGGCCUGGACAGAGAUCUUCAGGUCCCUGUUUCUCAAUUGGUAUAGCAAGAGUGCCCGGGAGCAGGGGGCAAUAGAGGCGGCAGUUACGAAACGCUGGAGGUCACUGCGAGACAGGUUCCGCAAGGUACAUUCGAAAAAGGGAGCUAGUGGGAGAGCUGCUACUUCUAGCAGGAAGUAUAAAUACUACGACCAGUUACUGUUUCUAGCACCAGGAAGACAACUGAGAGAAGCUGAGAGUAACCUUGACCUACUGUCAGAUGAAGAGGGACACACCCCAGAGGAACAAGCUACACAGACAACCACUGAUGAUGCAUUGUUCAGUGAGGAUGAAGAACCAGGUUUAGUUUUUGGUCAGGUUGCUUCGGCUCCCCAACUAUCUAUGGGGGAAUCUAGCAACAUGGUGGAAGAUGUUGAGGUCCCAGGGCCAAGUGGCCUACAAGCCAUGAGGUCACCUCGCACUCAGGGUAGAGGCAUGUCGGCCUCAGCCAGGAGGCCAAUCCGCCGCAGGUUGAGACCGGAGCAGGAAUUAAACCAGAAAAUUAUUUCGCUGGUUCACAGGCAAAGAGCAGAGGAUGACAGUGAUGCAUUUGGGAGGACCCUAGCACAGCGGCUAAGGUCAAUGGAUAUAGCUACACGCAAUCGUUGUAUGACAUUUAUUCUGGGGUGCAUAGAUUGUUUUGAGCCACCAUUCCAGACACCUCCAGUACACACAUUAAUAGGGCAUAUUGUUGAACGCUGUACUCUAUCAAAUGGCACCCACCAGUAG